Messenger RNA from Saprolegnia parasitica CBS 223.65, 1758 nucleotides. RefSeq lists its product as hypothetical. Gene Ontology annotation, molecular function: oxidoreductase activity, acting on peroxide as acceptor; L-leucine binding. Lineage: Eukaryota; Oomycota; Saprolegniomycetes; Saprolegniales; Saprolegniaceae. The transcript has 5 exons. Gene Ontology annotation, biological process: cellular response to L-leucine; cellular response to leucine starvation; positive regulation of macroautophagy. The record is from RefSeq and is a predicted model, not a curated record. The coding region runs from base 1 to 1758 and encodes 585 amino acids. Gene Ontology annotation, cellular component: nucleus.
AUGCUGAGCGCCGCGAGGAGCGACAGCCACUUUGCGGUCAAGAAGGAGUGGUUCUUUCGGCGCCUCCUUAGCGCCGACCCGCGCCAGCGCGCGAGCACUAUGGACCAGCUCCGCGAAGAAGCCAUGGCCAUGGAGCCGUCGGUCUUGGAGGCGCACUUGCCCAGCAUGUGGCGGUUGGCCCGCGAAGCGCCUCUCGCCGACAUUCGCACCGGCUGCCGGGCGCUGCUCGCCGAUAUAGCGACUGAGCGCGGCCUCACGUUUACGCCCAAGUGCGCGCCAGCGAACGGCGCCGAGCCCACGGACGAAGACUCGGAUGUGUCGUCGUUUUUCCAAAAGUCCGAGGUCAUUGGCAUCGUCAAGAACGACGACGAGGACCUCCAAGCCAUCUUUACGCGCUGCUUCCUCCAAGGCGGCCGCGUCUCGCACUUGACGCGCAUGCUGGCGUGGCACAAGCCGUACCUGCAGCUCUUUCGGUCGUCGAUCACGUCCAUCAUGCUCAACGAUGGCCCGCUCCCGCUCGAGUGGCGCAACUACAUUGCGCUCAUGGCCGCGGCCGAGUACCGGUGUCACUACGUCUCGAUGAUCCACCAACACUAUUUUCUCGUGAAUGGCGGCGACCCGUCCUGGCUCGACGGCCUCGACUUUGUGCCGGCCAAGCUCGCGCGCCUCCACAGCCUCAACGCGCUGCUGGCGCACCAGCCGUGGCUCAUUACGAGCGAUGACAUCGCCGACCUACUGGCAUCCGACAGCGACGGGUCGUCGUGGUCCAUCUCGGAGCUCGUGCACGCGAUCAUCGUCAUGUGCAUGUACCACUCGAUGUGCAGCAUCACGCUCGGCCUUGGCGUCGUCGACGAAGAAGACCUCGCGGUCCUCUCGAGCACGUCCAACCCCGACACGUACAUUGGUGCGAUCAACCGCCGAAGCAGCAUUGGCAAGAUGAGCGAGUGCGGCAGCGAGCUCGGGGCCAGCCCCGGCUACGACGUGGCGCGCAUGGAGCUGGAGGAAGAGCUCUUGCGGCAGCGACUGGCCAAGGACGCCGAAUUUACGCAAAGCGACGACGAAGACGCGCCCGAAGGCGACGCGACGUCCACCGAGAAGGACGACGACGACGAGGACAUUGACGAAGAGGAGGAGGAGGAAGUGCCUUUUGAAGUGGCGGCCCUGCCGCCAAGCGGUCGUCUGCGCGGCUUGUCGUCGACGGCGCAUCUGAAAGGCGAGCUGUGGCGCUACUGCAGCGAGACGUUUGUCGAGUACGUCGACUUUGACGUGCGGUCGCGCGAGUACAACGUGUUGCACACGGAAGACUUUUCGUGGGACGAGCACUGCUUCUCGCUCGUGAGUCGGUACUUUCCCGGCCAAGGCGGCCACAUUCUGGAAGACCUCUUCAAGCUCACGCUCAAGAUGACGUACCACUCGUACGGGGCCCAUGCCACGGCCACCAAGAGCAACCAAGACGUGGAGGGCAUGGACACGACGCCGUUCCGCCAUGCGAUCUGGUACUACGUGCACCGCAUUUACGGCAUUUGCCACGACGACUACGACUACAAGAACGUCAACAUCUUCCUCAACCGCCCGACCAAGCAGUUUGUCAAGAAGGUCGCGUGCACGCCGUGGCGCGUGACGGCCAAGGACAUUGAACACUUCAACCACACGCUGACGGCGUCGGAAAAGUGUCACGUGACGCUGCUCACGGCCGAGGCCCGCAAACAAGCCGGCCUCAUGUAUGGCCUGCGCGCGGUCAUGCAGCACUUUUUAUAA